Engraulis encrasicolus (European anchovy) is the source of this 807-nucleotide messenger RNA. RefSeq lists its product as uncharacterized. The coding region runs from base 139 to 807 and encodes 222 amino acids. The record is from RefSeq and is a predicted model, not a curated record. The transcript is spliced from 5 exons. Gene Ontology annotation, molecular function: zinc ion binding. Lineage: Eukaryota; Metazoa; Chordata; Actinopteri; Clupeiformes; Engraulidae.
CUAUUCAAGUUUUUUUGGGAAAUCUGCCAAGGUUGUCUUUUGCAGACGUUCAUCGUCUGGUGAACCGUCACUCGACAACACCCCGCUCCAAACUGGACAAGGGAUACAGCUUGUUUUUUGAGAAAUUCAUUCACGACUAUGAAGAUUGUUUUCCAAGCUGAAGCUCCAGAACUGCAAGGAACAUCAUGCAGCUGUACAGCAGGGAAGGUCCUCUGCAACCACCUUGUGGCCUUGCUAUUCCAGUCGGCCCAUUACUGCAUGUUGAAGGUGACAGCUGUACCACCACCUGUGCCCUGCACAAGCUCCCUUCAAGCAUGGCAUCGGCCUAGGACCAUGGGGAUCCAUGCAGAACCGGUUCAGGACUUGGUAGUCAGGAAGCCAAAGCCAUCCACCAGGAGCGUGUGCAAAUCAACACUCUAUCAAGCAUACACUGGACCCCUGCCUGAUCCCAACAUGCUGGCUAUUGGGGAGAAGCUCACAAACAUCAGGCCGCAACCACUGAUCUCGUCUGUGCUGCACGGCCUAUCGCAGCUGUCGAUGGUAGACUCCAAGUUCGGACCUGUGCCACGAGGAUCACCCCUGUCAUACCAGUGUCCUCCUGUGGUCAAAUGUGGGGAUUACAUCCAGCACCCAGAGGCACCAGCAUUCCCGAAUCUGCCCUUAGAGGACUCAACAUUUCCCACCCAAAUUCCACAAUUUGAAAAAAACUCAAUCCAAAUUUUGCAUUUCGACACUUUAACUGUUACAUAUAACAUGGCAAGUGACAUAGAGAAGCAGACAAGAGAACAGUCUGAGUGCCAGUGUUAA